GUUAUUUUCCUAUUUUACCACUGUAGCUGACUUCUUUCUGGCUUGUUGCAGAUGCUUUCCCAUAAAUUGUCCUCGCCUUGCCUAGCAAGUAUCAUGCAACAACGAGCUGCGAGCCCAGCAGAAUCUAGUGUUGGCAGCCCUGGCCACAGCAUCCAUAAUGGCAAGGACGGCUACGAGAACGAAAAUAAUCACGAGUCUGUCUCCCGUACCCUAUCUCCUCAGGGUAUGAUUAAGCAUCUACAGAGCGAGCUAGAAGAUUCCCAUAUUCGUAUUGCACGCGACACAGGGGUUAUCAACAAUCUGCAUGAAAAGGUCACUGAGCUAGAAGAAUUGGUUCAAAAGCAAAAGAUCACAAUCAGUAAUCAGAGCAGGGCCAUCUCGGAUCGCAGGUCCCUGAGAAAGCAGUCGCCCAUGGCAGCAGUGUUCCCUAUGACUCCUCAUUACCAUCAUCCAGUGCAGCAUCUGCUAUCCUGCCACCAACCGUUAGGCCACGCCACCGGUCAUAGUCCCAGUCCCAGUAUGGUGCCUUCGCCGUUCCAUAGUCCUCAAUCUAAUAGGUCAUUCAACUCCAACAUCUUCGAGCAACCGCCUCCAAAGUUCGAACUCCCCUUGGGCGGAUCGUUCCCUGCUUACACGCCAAUUCUGCGAGAUCCCCUGGGAUUGGCAAAUGUUAACAGAGAUGUAUUCAUUCCUUUGUCUGCCGCACCUGCGCAUGAUUCUACUGAUUUCCGCGGGGCAAUGGCGGACUUCUCAACCCGUUUCCAAGAACUGAUGCGGAAAUCGGAGGUCUUUGGCCAGACACAUGCAAACUUUCCUAAUAUUUUUCGAGACAGUCAUUUAGAGGAUCGAGUGAAGGAAUACCUCAUGGCUAUUUCUAAUCGUGCGCAGGCAUCCGUUCUUCUUGGAAAUGUGACCACUCGGUGCUGUCUAAUCACCAAGGCAGUUAACUUCUACCUCGUAGAAGAGGUUCUCAGGAUCACCGUUGUUAGAGGGUUCGAUACUUCUACGGAUCUGGAAAUCGGACAGAUUCAAAGACAGAUGACCCCGGAUACACCACUCACCGUUCGCCAUCUCAUGAUAAUGGCAAUGACAACUCACCUGGGCAGCUUGACAAAGAAACCCGGAUUCGCAGAUUUUUGUCAUCAGAAGACCCAGAGCCAUGUAGCGAAGUUAUGGCAGUACAUCAGGCCUCUUAGUCACAAUCCUGCAAAGCAAAAUAGCCAGGCUGUGAUAGAUUUGACUGCCAUCAUGUCUGAAGCACAAUCACUCGCAUUAGACAUGCACAUGGUGCCUUUGGAGUACAAAUUCGAUUUCCCAGAACCCGGUGAACACUUUGACCCAUUGACAAUGAUUAAUCGCGAUUCUUUCAUCGUUGGUGAUCCACAAACCCUGAAAAGUAACGAGACCCGUGUGGGGUUGGGUAUUACACCCGUCGUCAGGAUCCGUAACAACUCCGAGUCACCUGGGGAUAUCAAGCUGAUCUACUUGGGGAAUGUGCUACUCAAAUUGCCCCGUAAACAUACGGCUUGAAUAUGGUAUCAAGGUUCGAAAGAAGGCAGGAAUACCAGGGCAUAGAGCCACAAUAGAGUUUAAACAUGAGAGAUCUCUGGGGAAGGAAGUUGCUAUGUCUGGUUUUUGAUCAUGAUGGAACUCGGAUAUUGAUUUUCACCUUUCAUCUCUGGUAACUAGGUUUGUGCCUUAUGUCUUUGUCAUCCAUCAUCUGAUGCUGUUACUGAGAAGUUGUGU
Messenger RNA from Aspergillus ochraceoroseus IBT 24754, 1746 nucleotides. RefSeq lists its product as uncharacterized. The coding region runs from base 52 to 1530 and encodes 492 amino acids. Lineage: Eukaryota; Fungi; Ascomycota; Eurotiomycetes; Eurotiales; Aspergillaceae. The transcript is spliced from 2 exons. The record is from RefSeq and is a predicted model, not a curated record.